AUGGCUGACGACAACGAGCAACGGGACGACCGUCGAGACCCUCGAGAACCUCGAGAACGUCCCGCCGAGCAGCGAGAGCGCCCCGCCGAGCAGCGAGACCGCCAGGGGCAGUUGGAGCCCGAUCAUGACGUCGACCUGGACGACGUCGUGGACAUCGUGGAGGCCCACCACCAACGAUUGGCAGGCCAGCAUAGGCGGGGACGAGGACAACGAAGACCCAGGGGAGGUCGUGGCCGUCGCGCCCGGGGAGGUGGACGAGCCAGAAGAAUCAUGGAGUUCCGUGUCCGGGAGGACAUGGAUGUGGAGCAGGACGGGGUACCUGCCCGAAGACAGAGACUGCAGCGAGAGAGAAGAGUGCCACGACGUUUUCUUGAAGGUGGACAGGAGAGAGAAGCACAUGAAAACCAGGGGGCAGCGCAGGAGCAAGAAGAACCGCUGGAGGUUCUAGUCGGGGAACCAAGACGGGUGAGAAUCCCGGCAGCAGCACGACGACGUCGCGAGGAGGAGCAGGAUGAUGUGCUCCAGAUAAACUACGACGGAGACGAUGAAGACAUGGAGGAGCACCGGGAGCCACAACAACAGGCGAAUGACAACAAUGAAGAGCCACAGCAACAAGCAAAUGACAACAAUGCAGCGCUGUUCCUAAGGUUACUGGAAACUAUGGGCAGCAAGAACAAGAACAAGAAGUAUAAUGAGGUGCCAAAGUACAAUGGCGACACAGACUACUCCAUAUACCAAGUCCAGUUCAACACAAUGGCAGAAGCUAACGAAUGGACAACACAAGACAAGAGGACGGCGUUGCUGCAGGCACUCACAGGGAAUGCCACGGAUGUCAUAGCGAAUCUCCAGAGCGCGGAGGUGCCGCUUACUUUUGAAGCGCUGGAUGAGGCUCUUGUAAAGACAUUCAGCAAGACAGCGUCCAUGUGGGAACGCAAAAAGGAUUUCACGACAUUAAUGCAAGAGAAAGACCAGACAAUUCGGCAGUUUGCGAGGCAGGUGGAGCGCCUCGGGCGGGCGUACUUACGCAACAUGAAGGAGAGCGACAUCCAAGAGUCGCUGAUAGAGCGGUUCAUCAAGGGACUCGCAGACAAGAAGGCAGCAGGCCGGCUGGCAUAUACUGCGCUCCCAACAUUGGACGAAGCGCUCAAAACACUCAACAGAGGGCUAAGCCUUGAAAUUGAGGAGCCCCCGGCAAAAAGGAUUCGUCUAGCAAAGGCGGAAGAUACGGACAAAGAGGAAGAGAAGGAAGAGGACGCCAAAGUCAGCAUGGUCUAUCCGGACCAGGCUGCAGCAGGAACGUCGUCGGCGACACAAACAGGAGGAAGAGGAUCCCGCGGGGGAUUUCGCGGAGGAAGAGGAACUCGCGGAGGAUUUCGUGGAGGAAGAGGAUCCCGCGGAGGACGCGGUGGCUACAACAGUAGUGAUAAUGAUAAGCACAUUACAUGUAGGUUCUGUGGCAAGAUCGGGCACAGAAUGGCAAACUGUUGGCACAACACUGCUCAUAACGGCAAUCAUAAUAACAGCAAUGGUAAUGCUAAUAAUAGUAAUGGUAUGAAUUGUCACUCAUGUGGGAAACCGGGACAUUUUGCGAGAAACUGCAGAAACAAUAAAGGCAAUGCCGCAGCAGGUGGGUUCUCUAUGCCAAAUGUCCCGCCGGAUCUCUACAAAGCCACUGUGCAAUGGUUCCUGAAUCAGAAUAAGGGUAACAACGGGGCUAGCACUAGCACCGACAAAAAUGUACCAUUUGUACCUAGCAAGAAUCAGGAAAACUAG
Frankliniella occidentalis (western flower thrips) is the source of this 1773-nucleotide messenger RNA. RefSeq lists its product as uncharacterized. The record is from RefSeq and is a predicted model, not a curated record. The transcript has a single exon. Lineage: Eukaryota; Metazoa; Arthropoda; Insecta; Thysanoptera; Thripidae. Gene Ontology annotation, molecular function: nucleic acid binding; zinc ion binding. The coding region runs from base 1 to 1773 and encodes 590 amino acids.